This is a messenger RNA of Erythranthe guttata (spotted monkey flower), 1194 nucleotides long. RefSeq names its product 7-deoxyloganetin glucosyltransferase. The record is from RefSeq and is a predicted model, not a curated record. NCBI's taxonomy places the organism in Eukaryota, Viridiplantae, Streptophyta, Magnoliopsida, Lamiales, Phrymaceae. Gene Ontology annotation, molecular function: quercetin 7-O-glucosyltransferase activity; quercetin 3-O-glucosyltransferase activity.
AUGGCGGCUUCCGUCGGAACACUGAAACCCCACGCCGUCUGCAUUCCGUUUCCGGCACAGGGCCAUAUAAACCCCAUGCUCAAACUCGCCAAGCUCCUCCAUAACAACGGCUUCCACAUCACCUUCGUCAACACAGUAUACAACCACCACCGCCUCCUCAAAUCCAGGGGCCCCGAUUCUCUGACCGGACUGCCUUCGUUCCGGUUCGAGACCAUCCCCGACGGCCUUCCGCCGCCGUCGGAAGACGACGCCGACGCCACACAGGACAUUCCGUCAUUGUGUGAGUCCACCACCAACACGUGCCUAGCUCCGUUCAGAGACCUCCUUGCUAAGCUCAACGACACCGCUUCGUCCGAAGUGCCGCCAGUGUCAUGCGUCGUUUCCGAUGGGGUGAUGAGCUUCACCGCCGACGCUGCUGAAGAACUCGGCAUCCCGGAAGUUCUCUUCUGGACUACCAGCGCGUGCGGCUUCUAUGCUUACACACAGUACGAAUAUGUUUUUCGAAAGGGAUAUGCUCCACUUGCAGAUACGAGUUGCUUCACAAAUGGAUAUCUGGAAACUGUGAUAGAAGGAAUACCAAGCAUGGAAGGUAUAAGAAUGAAAGACAUGCCGAGUUUCGUAAGAACCACAAACGAAGACGAUUUCAUGAUACAAUUUAUCUUCGCAGAGACGAAAAGAGCCAAGAGAGCUUCUGCUAUUGUACUCAACACGUUCGAAGAACUCGAACGAGACACCAUCGAUGCACUCUCCUCGAUCCUGCCCCCGAUUUACCCCAUCGGCCCCUUAAAUCUGAUCGAAAAUCUUGUCAUCGAAGACGUGGGUUUGAAAGAGCUAGGAUCGAACCUGUGGAAAGAGGAUCAAGAAUGUCUCGAAUGGCUCGACAUGAGAGAGCCCAACUCGGUCGUGUACGUAAACUUCGGAAGCAUAACCGUAAUGACGCCAGAUCAGCUAAAUGAGUUUGCAUGGGGGCUAGCCAAUAGCAAGCAGCCAUUUUUAUGGGUGAUAAGACCUAAUCUUGUUUCAGGUGAAAAGGUUGUUCUGCCACGUGGAUUUCUUGAAGAGACAAAGGAAAGAGGUAUGCUGGCAAAUUGGUGCCCACAAGAGAAAGUACUAAGCCAUUCUUUAAGAAGUAGGAAACACAAACGAAAAAUAGCCGAAAUUCUGGAAAAACAGAGCCUGCAAUAAUAUAUAAUA